Messenger RNA from Corticium candelabrum, 1448 nucleotides. Its product is annotated as dnaJ homolog subfamily A member 1-like. Gene Ontology annotation, cellular component: cytoplasm; cytosol. Gene Ontology annotation, molecular function: Hsp70 protein binding; ATP binding. Bases 114 to 1298 code for a protein of 394 amino acids. The record is from RefSeq and is a predicted model, not a curated record. The transcript has 11 exons. Lineage: Eukaryota; Metazoa; Porifera; Homoscleromorpha; Homosclerophorida; Plakinidae. Gene Ontology annotation, biological process: protein refolding; response to heat.
CAUUGUACCGCCCUCGCCCACGCUUGUGUUCUAGAAGAGUCGACGUGGGAUAUAUACAAUUUUUGAGACUUUUUACUGUAACAACGUCGUGAUAUCUUGCUGUAAAUAUCAUCAUGGUGAAGGAGACAAAGUAUUAUGACGUACUUGGCGUCAAUCCGAGCUGUACAGAGUCAGAAUUGAAAAAAGCUUACAGAAAACUAGCUCUGAAAUACCAUCCGGACAAGAACCCAGACGCAGGAGAUAAAUUCAAAGAAAUAUCCCAGGCGUACGAGGUUCUCUCGAAUCCCAAAAAACGCGAAACGUACGACCAACACGGAGAGGAUGGAUUGAAAGGAGGCGGUGACACCGACGGAUUCUCGUCUCCCAUGGAUAUCUUUGAUAUGUUCUUUGGGGGUGGACGUAAGCAGCGUGAUGCAAGGACAAAGUCAGUGUAUAAUCAAAUGAGGGUUUCUUUGGAAGAUUUAUAUAAUGGUGCAACACACACAUUGCCCUUCAACAAGCAAGUCAUCUGUACUGAAUGCAAGGGAAUAGGAGGGAAAGAGGGUUCGGUGAAACAAUGUGAUACGUGCGGUGGAAGUGGAAUACAUGUUCAGUAUCGACAACAUAUGUUGGGAUUAGUACAACAGGUUCAGUCACACUGUCGAAAAUGUAGUGGCACGGGAGAAGUCAUCAGAGAGAAAGAUCGAUGUAAGUCGUGUAGAGGACACAAAACUGUGACCCUAAAGAGAAGUCUUGAAAUCCAUGUUGACAAAGGAAUGGAAGAUGGUCAAAAGAUAACAUUUAUGGGCGAAGCAGACCAGCAACCAGGGAAAGAACCUGGUGACAUUGUUAUCAUAUUGGAUGAAGAGCAACAUAGAACGUUCAAGCGGCAAGGCACAGAUCUCCGUAUAGAGAUGGAGAUCAGUUUAGUCGAAGCUUUGUGUGGGUUCCAGAGACCCAUCACACAUCUAGAUGAACGGGUGCUGGUCAUCUCAAGACAUCCCGGAGACGUCAUCAAGCAUGGCGACGAGAAGGUGGUGUUGAAUGAAGGCAUGCCACAGUAUAAGAACCCUUACGAGAAAGGCAGAUUGAUUAUCCGUUUCAAUGUGAAAUUUCCUUCACCCGGGUUUGUUGAAAUAAGUCAGUUACCAUUAGUAGCAGAACUCCUGCCGCCCCGUAAACCGGUGCCGCCUGUAGAAGACGACGUGUUGGAAGUCGAUUUAGUUGAUAUCACCCCUUCCAUGGGGCGUCGUGUUAAUUAUGAUGAUGAUGAUGACGACGACAGACGAGGUCAUACGGUUCAAUGUCAGCAACAGUGAGUUUUCGGCUGUCGUAGGUCAUAACAGGGUUAUCAGUUCGUAUAUGUGGGAAGAUUACCGUAGGAGACUGAAAGGUUAGGAAUUGGUAUCUUGUUACUACGUGCUUCUGUAUUUGAGUGUGAAUGGUAAUAGAGUAAGUGUCAAACUGGU